Entrophospora candida is the source of this 9822-nucleotide messenger RNA. NCBI's taxonomy places the organism in Eukaryota, Fungi, Glomeromycota, Glomeromycetes, Entrophosporales, Entrophosporaceae. The record is from the annotation of a GenBank genome assembly.
AUGUUCACUGGAACCUUUCGAACUAGUGAACAACCUGUUCGUUUUGUUCUUGAGAAUGUAUAUUUAAAUGAGCUUCAUGCUCUGAGGCGCUUUGAAAUCAGUAACAUUUCACAGCAUACAAUACUUGUAAAAUUACGAUCAAACCUUGGAUCCCAGAUAGCCUUUCAACUUUCCAACGAAAAUCUUCCAGAUCUAGACUCUCGUGAUGCUUGUUCGCCUGAUUUACCAACUAGUUUAUCUGAGAAUCCUUUAACAAAUAUUACGACAAAUACUGUAGCUGCUGCUGCAUUUGGUGCCUUCUGUGACAAUGUUAAUGGUUAUAAAUUCAAUCAGCUUUUCAAUUAUGUUAAUCAUAUCGAUGAAGUUGAAAUUCCUCCAAGCUCUUCUCAAAAAGUCAUAUUAGCCUUCUUACCCGAACCUCUUUAUAAAGCUCAAAGAUCAGAAAUGAAUCAUUCUUCUGAAUUACAAUCAACCGAUAAUGUCACUGGGCCGACAACUUCUGACAAUAAUCAAGAUGACACUGAAGAAACAACAGGAGACUCAAACAUUUUUGCCACUUCAACAGAAGACGAAACUUAUGAUUUUUUUGAAGUCAAUGGACUUUUAUUCUUUUUUGUAUAUAUUAUAGAUAAUAUUAAUAGUGACAUAGAUAAUUCUUCUAAGCAUAAUGAAACGCAAAAUUUAAUUUCAAAUCGCACCUCAUCACCAUCUAUAAAUGUGACAUAUUAUUCCGAAAAUGAUCAAGUUAAUAAUUUAAACAAAAUUAUUAUUGACAAUUCAAUUUAUCGUGAUGUCGAUAAUAUCAGUAAUACAAAUAAAGCAGAUUAUCAGGUCACCAUAAAAUUCCAUUCAACUGUUUGUAAAUCAGUAUUAUGGACAGAUGUUGGCGAGACAGGAAUUAAUUUUGAUGACUGUGUGAAUGGUGGCACCUACUUCAAAGAUUUUACUAUUUGGAAUAGAUCAGAAAUCGAGUUAUAUUGGCUUUUAAACACUGUAGAUCUAACAAAUUCAAAAAGUGAAGAUAUGUUGAAAUUUACAGAUUAUGAUACUGGUGAACCAUUGGAUUCCAAACCAAUACCAAGUUACUCUCAUAGAAGAAUUAGAGUCACUUUUCGACCUAAAGGGAUUGGAGAAUUUAGUUAUGAUCUGCAAUUGGAAAAUGCUAACGAUCCAUCUAAUGUCUUGCAGAGUAGAAUCCAUGCUGUUGUAAGAUCAGUAUUAAGAGAAGAACUAUUAGUUGUAAGUAGUGUAAAUAAUAUUCUUGAUUUUGGUGACUGUUGUGCAGGAGUAUGGAGCAAACAGCAAUUGGUUUUAAAGAAUGUCAGCGAAGUACCAUUAGAAAUUCAUUUUGGAGCAGAGAAUGCAGAAGUUCAAUUUCAUCUAAAAACAGAUGAUUUAAUAAUAAAUUAUAAUAGAUUUGAUAUUGAUGAAUCUGGAACAUCUUACCAUCAAAUAACUGGUAUUGAUGUUUCUUCACCAACAAACACCCUUAUUAACACAAGUUCAACAAGUGAAAUAUCACGUGCUGGUAGUGAGAUAAGUUCUCGCACCACUUCACCUACUCCUCCCAUUCAAGAAAGUGACAAAUUUGAUUCAUCUUCGGGAAUUUCUUCUUUAUUAAUUAAUAAUCAACUUAAAUUUCAAACAUCAGGGUUAAUAAAUAGAAGUUUUGAGAAUAGUAUAAAUGAUUCAGAUUUAGAACCAUUUGUAAAUAAUUCAUUAAUUAAUGAACAAUCGAUCAAAGGGUUAUCAGACAAUUAUGAGUUAUAUCCAGAUAGUCCAGAUGGGUUGGCACAAAUAGAAGAAGUUGUAUUUGGGCCAGGAAAAGAAAGCACUGUUCAAGUUUCUUACCGUCCAGAAAAAGAUGCCUCAGCAAACAAUUACAAGGCAGGCAUUCUGACUCGCCGUACAUUUCGUAUUAUAUUAAAAUAUUCACCUCUGAAUUUAGCAUCAACCAGCUUGAGUUCAAAUGAGCAAGAAAGAAAAAUUAUUCAAUGUAGGGCUCGUAGUUGUACCUCAUUUGUCAAAGUUAGCCCAAAAGAAGUGAAUUUUGGUGACACUGAUGUAGGCACACUUAAAUCCAUCCCAAUUACCAUUUAUAAUUUAUCUGAAUUAACAGCUAGAGUCAAAUUAGAAUUUGUUUCCAAGGUGUUAAAUUGCAUCAGGAAUGAAAUAGUUAUUCCUCCAAAACUUUCAACAGAAAUUAAGCUUGAUAUGUAUCCCAGGAAAGUUAAUGUUGAUUACCGCAAACAAAUAACUGUUGUUAAUUUACAAAAUCGUGAUAAUGAUCAAAUCAUUGAAGUACAUAGUACAAAUAUUGAUAAAAACCGUGUCACUUUCCAUUCCUUGUUCUAUCGAAUUUUAACAUCUACUGGAAGCAACUUUAUUGAUUUCGGAACAACUGUUGUCAAUUCGCCAAAUAUUCGUACAUUUACCAUUGACAAUAUCAGCACAAAAAAAUUGAUUUUAGAGAUAACAUCAUCAUGGCCCGAAGAAAUACUAAUUUAUCAAAAACAUCCAAAGGCCGAGGAAUUUUCUCAAACAAUUAACCCGUUAUUAGACAAUAUAAAUGAUGAAGAUAUUGUUAAUGGAAAUAUUGAAUCAGAAACAUCUAGAUCCAAACUAGAAAGACGAGAAAAACUUUUAGAAUCAAUAAGAGAUCGGCGAUUGUCAACAAAACAUCAUAUCAACAACAUUGAAACAACAUCAACUAGUGGAAUUUCCUUAACAAAUACUUUAGUUGAUGAAUUUCAUAGUGUUGUUUCUAACAAAAGACAUGCAUCACAUGCUUUUUUAGAUAAUUCUAUAACAGAUGUAUCAUCUUCAUCCAGUGCUGCUUAUUUGGAUUUAGCAGGAUCACCAAAUUUAGAUCCAAAACAUUCCCCAAGAAAGAGACCAUUAAAAACCUCAUUAAGUAAAACAAGUGGAAUGGGAGUCAAUAAUACAAUAGAGAGAAUCAACAAGAAUAUAAAUCCAGUUAUGACUAAUUCAAUAAGUUCAACUGCUAUUAGUUUUUACAAAAAAAAUUCAAUCAAUACCACAACUCAUCUCAUUAGAAAUUCUGGCUUCAACUUAAAUGAAAAUAACGUAGCUGAUACAACCAAGGAAAAUACUGAAGGAUUGCAAUACAAAGAGUCAAAUAAUAAUAAUAUUGGGGGAAUUGUAUCAUCAGCAACUCACUCAAAAGUACCUCCCGACUCUUCAAGAUUUUCAUGCAUGACUUUAGAUACAUUGAUUAGUACACUUGAAACUAACAAUCCUACAUCACCACUACUGUUUCCAAAAUCAACUGCAGAAGAGGCACAUGUACGCAGACACAUUGAAUUACUUUUGGAAUUAGAAAAGCGAAUCAGAGACCAACAAUUGGUAUCAGUUAGGAUGGUGGAAAUUUCACCUUCUAGUGAAUGUCAGAUAAUUGUUAUUUCCACACCAAAAAGUCACAUUAGGAGUAAUGUACAAGGAUCUCCAAAGAAAUAUGAUGCCAAAGUAUUCUUACGUUUAAUUGACUUUGAUCGAGAGAUCCAACAACCUCAGUUUGAAAGUUUGUUGCAUGGUGACCAAUCUCAAAUUCCUGUAAGAGAACUCAUGGUCAAUGUUACUUUGUGUCAAUCUAUCAUGGAUUUGGGGCAAAAGAACAUAAACUUUGGAAAUAUUGAUAAGCAUGAACGUCGUAAAAAAACUAUUAUUAUACAAAAUAGAAGUGAAAUUCCUUUGUUGUAUAAUAUUCGCAAAUCUGGAUCGAUUGCUUCUGGUGACAUUGUAUUUAGAGUUGGAAAGUCUGGUGUUGUUCGUGGAUAUGGUAAAAAGGAAGUAGAAUUCACCUUUAAUCCAAGUCUUGCAGGCCAAUUUCAUGAAAAACUCAUGAUUGAAAAUGUCCAAGAUCGUGAUAAUAAUCAAGUUCUUUCAUUAAAAGCAAUUGUUCGCAAACAAUCAAACUUUACCAUUCAACCUUUAAAUAUAAAUUUUGGUGUUUGCUUGAUCAAUGAAAGUUGUACACAAGUUCAACAAAUUACUAUCUGCAAUACAAAUAAACAGUCAAGAAUGUUUGAAGUUCGGGUAGACCCGCUUGAACUCAAAUUUAGUUGGUUUAUUGCAGAGUUGAAUUUUUUUGUUCCUGAAGAAAAAGAUGGAAAUUCUAAUGUCACGGGUAUAAUUAGCAAAGAGAUGGAAGAAGAAAUAGAAAGUUUGGAACAAAAGGUUAAAAUUGCUAGGCGUAAAGGUCACGAAGAAAAGGUUAAAAAGUUAGAGAAAAAACUUGCCAACUUACGAAGAGGAGAAGCAGGCGGAGAGAUUAUUUAUGAAAAUGAGCCUUUAGAUAAUGAUGAUAUUAGAUCCUUAAAUGACUCAAAAGAAGAAAGGAUUGGAAUAUUUCAUGAUGGCAAAUCAACAUCUUCUGAAGAAAUCCCUGGUAUUGAUAGUGCAACUAUGACUAAUAGAAAAUUAUUUCAUGCUGAAAAUUUUUUAGAAAAGCAGCAUAGUCGAACAUCUAAUAACAAUAGCAAUGUUGGUCAAGCGAAAGAAGCAAAUAAAUAUAAGAAAACCUCUUCAUCAAUUAUUUUUUCAAUUAAUUCAAGGUCAUCAAAAACCAUUUCUGUUUAUUUUCGAGCUAUUAGAAUCAAUGUACAAACUGAAUUUGAUGACUCAUUGGAUGCAGAUCAAAUUUCUCAAGAAAUCAUUAAUGGUCGUAUAUUUGUUCAUGAAUAUAAAAAUACGGAUGUUACUAAACAUGUUAAUUUCAAAGCUGUAGUUUGUAAUGACCAUUCUAGAACAGUUUUUAACUCAACCAAUGAAGCAGUCGAUUUAGAAUUUCCUGGAAAAGGAAAAGCUACUUCAUCAUCAUCAUUGUCGAUGUUACAACAGGGACAAUCUCAUUUGAUUAGCUCUCCUGCUUUGCAAGGGUUUGAUACCACUUCAACAGCAUUUACCAAUAUAUCACCAGUUAUCGAAUUGCCUCAAUUUCAAUUAUCUGAACAUAUUGGGCUAGAAAUUCAAAAUCUAUUAUUGGAACCCAAAGUUCUUGAUAUUGGAAGGCUUGAAAUUAAUCAAAGUCACAAUUAUUAUUUUAAAUUAUUUAAUAAAAGUGAUACCACCCUGAAAUAUGAAAUUAUUAUACCAGAAAAAGAACAAGGGUUUUUUUUCUUUGAGAAAAUCAUUGAUAGUUUAUCACCAAAUGACAUUCGUCGUGUAGAUUUUACUGUGAUUGCAAAUUCAGUUGGACAUCAAGCACAUUCAUUAAUUAUUCAUAAUUGUGUUACCAAUUCUGAGCUUAGUUUUACUUUACAUGGCUAUGUACAUUAUCCUCGAUAUUUGAGAUUUCCCUCACUUGGUGAUGAUGGGCAAUCUGUUUUAAAUUUAGGAUACUGUUAUGUGGAUCCUGGCAGGAAAUUUUCACAAGUAGCACCUUUGAUAGUGGAAAAUAUUACUGAAGAUGAUGUUUACAUAACCUGUCAAAGUAAUUUAUCAUUACAAGUUUCAGUAUUUCUUGAUGAAAACGGAGAAAAAGGUCAAGUUGUGGAAACUUUACUAAAAAAAAAAUCCAUGAUGACAGUUUGGGUGGCCCUACAACCUAAUUUACUUGGCGGUAUUCCUACUACUAGUAGAAGGACCUCUUCUAUCAAUGCAAACAAUACAGGAAGUUUGCAAUCCGUAACAGGAACUACAAAUUUGUCUGAUCGAAAUGCAAUAGCUAAUGGUGAAUGUCGAGUAUUGAUUGGUGGAAUAAAAUUUUCAGUUCAAGUUUUAGAGAGCAUCCCUUCAAUUUCACCAAGCGCUAAUUUUGCGCAGGAUAUAAAAGGUCAAGAGAACAAAACAGAGUUAUAUACUGUGAUUACUCAAACAGUUAAAUUUACUUCUUUAAUUGGCCUAUCCACACUUUCAGUAUCAAAAACUUUAAUAAACUUGGGAACUACAAAAAAGUUGGGAGGAAUAUUUUAUGGCUCUUUUGACAUUCGUAAUGUGUCAAGUCGUCUUCCUUUAGAUUAUUCAGUUGAAUGUUUAAGUGGUAAUAUAAUUCUGGAUUGUGCAGGAGGUUCGUUGGAAGGCUGGGAAUUAAAAGGCACCUCAGGUGAAUCCCCUGACCAUGGAGUCAAUUCUUUAGCUGAAUUUGGACAAAUUGCUCAAAACAAGGUCAACACGAAUGACAAAUCAUCAGAUCAAUUAUUAAAAGGUAAUAAUAAUUUGGAGAGAGCAUUAUUAGACAAAGAAAAUGAUAAAUUAUCAUCUAUUGAAUGGAACAAUAUUUCAGUAACAAUUGCUGGCCCCUCUUCUGAAACACAAAAUUUUGACUUGGAUGUUUCUAAUUGUGAAAUGAAUUUGAAGGCGAUAAUUCAAAAAGGUUAUCAAGCAAAAACAGUCCCAUUAUAUGAACAAUGUAUUGAAAUAUCUAAUCAAUCAACAACAAAGACCUUAAAGAUAUUUCCAACUAGUGAUUUAGCUGUUCAAGUUCGAUGGGCUCCUUUUGGUGAAGUAAAAAUAAUUGAAAUGUUCAAUAAUGAAGUAUCGGAUAAAAGUCAAAUCCCAUUUAAGAUUUGUGGCAAAUUAAUUGAGCUAAAGCCAGGUAAUAAGGCCCACCUUUAUUUAAGUUGUCCACAGCCUAAUUUUUUAUCUUCAGAAGAAAUAAAUACGCUAGCAACAGGGCGUAAGGUUACUGUUAAAGGGACCUUAUUUUUGAAUGAUCAAAACCAAGAUAUGGUAGUUAAAAUGGUCAAUUUGAUAGCUGCCUUUUGUGUGCCUAAAGGUGAAAUUAAUAUCAACUAUAUAGAUCUUGGAAAAAUUGGACUUUCUAAUUCUUGGGCUGGCAUCAAAUUUCAAUUCACAUUGUGUAAUAUUUCUGAUAUUCCUCUAAAUUAUGAAUUGCAAAGCCCCGAUUGUAUAGAAAUUUUAGAUGUUAUUGAUGAUAGCUCAACUGAAGUAAACCAUAGUGUCGUCUCUUUAAAACAUAAGGUAGAACCACACAUUGAUCAGACAAUUACUGCUGUUCUCAAGCCUCAUAGAAUUGAAAAUUAUGCUCCAGGCGAACAAUUAUUUGUUGUAAACAUUUUGAAUAUGUUUAAUCCACUUAACAUCAUGACUUUGAAAGUUAAAGCAACACUUACAUCAUUUGAGCUUAUGUUUGAUAGAUUGAUACAAGGCGAUCUUGUACUUCCUAUCCUUUAUCAUCCAAUUUCCUUUUCUGAUCAUCCUUGUGAUGAAUGGUUUACAAUUUUCAAUAUAACAGACCAAGAUAUUCGCUUUGAGAUUGGUGUCGAGCUAGCACCUGAUAUUUCAAGCUUUCUUAAAAUUGAAAUUCUUUCAAGAUUUUCUAAUACACCAUUAGUCGGAGGAGUUUCAAUUUGUGCACAUGGCUCAAUAGAAGUAAGAGUGCGUGCUUAUCCUAUUGAAACCAAAAGAAUUCCUCGUGAAUCAUUAUAUUUAACAAAUCAAGAUGGUGUUACUUUUGGCAAAUUAUGGGUUGCUACUAAGCAGGCAAAUAAUGAAGAUGAUAAAACACAGAGGAUUGAAAAAACUAUAACUAUACGUGGUGUAAUUGCUGAAUCUGUUAUUUUUACUAUUUCACCCAAAAAGCUAUUUUUUAAAACUGAAUGGAUUUCUUCAGAUAACGAACUUAAUAAUGAAAUUAUUAAAGGAACCAAUAGAUCAUUUCCAGGUAUUGGAAGCAAGACACAACUAUCACAAGAUGAUUCUUUAGAUAGUUACAGUACUGAAGAAGAUUUAAUUCAGAGAGACCAUCUUAUUAUUACAAACAUUUCUAGCAAGCUUCCGCUUUAUUUUAAGGUGCAAGUUGAAGGUCCAAUGGAGCUUUCUGUGAACGAUAUUAUUAAUAUAUUUCCUUUAGAUGAAAAUAAUUGUGGAGUUGUUGAGGCUAAACAAAAGCUUAUAUUGGGUAUCGAACUUGUUGAUACUUCAGCUGUUGUUUCUGAGGAUAUAAAAAUCCACAUAAUUGAUUUAAAAUCAUUAUCUGAACAAAAGAAAACAAUUGUUGUUAAAAUUGAAUCUGAUACAAGGGAGCAUCGCUCAAAAAUAAAGAAGGAACAUUGGGUUGAAGAAGGAGCCGAGACUAUAUCUGAACAAAAUAAUGAUACAGUUCUUAAACUCUUGGCAAAUUCAUUGGAUAAAUCACUUCAACACUUGGACCAUUCUCCAAGUUUGCCUUUUAUAAUUCUACGUGGUUGUAAAAGAAUUGGCGAAGUUACUGAAAUUGGUGGCAGGUAUGAAUUGGAUCUUGGGCAACAGGAUCUAGGUUCACCAACAAUAACAAAAAAACUGACCCUUGAAAAUUCUACGCACGAAAGAAUUUCAUAUCAUAUUAAAACUGUCUUUGCAAAUGAUAAGAAUUGGCUUAAUAUAAGUCGAAUUGAAGGCACAUUAGAGUCAUCAACAGGAGAACAUCAUCGUCAAUACAACAAUGUCCACACUAUUACACUGAGUUUUUUAACAAAUACAAGGAAUGUAUAUUCGACUUAUGUGAUUAUUAAAAAUAUGAACAAUCCUUCGGAUACAAAAACUAUACGCGUAAUGAUGGAGAUUGUAGCAAGACAAAAUAUAAAAAGAGGAGUCAAUGUAUCAUUGGAAAAUAAUAAUGUUUUUGAUGUAUAUGUGAAUGGAGUAGAUAUUAGUCAAUCAUGGAUUGAAAUGCUGAAUCUUUUUUAUGGAACUGAAUACACUGCACGUAGCAUGGUCAUUUAUAAUAGAGAAAGUGUUCCUUUAGAAUUCACGUUUCAAACAAAUCUUGAUUAUGAUGAUCCAACAGAAAUAGUUUUCUCAACUUCAAGAAUGUCUGCAAAGUUGUUCAAAACACUAACAGUUGAGCCUGAAAGUAAUGUUAGAGUUUAUAUCUGUGUAAGACCACUUCCUUCUCAAACAAUACAAGAAUCACUUCAAUGUGGAGAACAAAGAGAUACCAAUUUGGUCGAAGAAAAAAACAUUGAAAUUUACGUAAAUUGCAGGCUUGUAAAAGAUUUCCAAAAAAUAAUAAUGUUAAAGGCUGAGUGUAGGAUGCCUUCUUUACAAGUUACUUAUUGUGAGAUGGAAGCUUUGAUGGGUAAAAUUCAUCAUAAUGAAUCUGAUAACAAAGAUGAAGAUGAAUGGAUUAUUAAUUUUGAUCCAGAAUAUCGUGAAAUAACAAUUACAAAUUUAUUAGAUUCUCCUUUGGAAUAUGAAAUUGUUAAUGAUACAAUGUAUUUUACUUUGGAAUUUUCAAAUAACAAAAAGAAAGUAGAUCCAAAGUCUUCUCACAAUGUUAUUGUUCGCCCAAAUCUAAAGAGUUUAGCUAAAAAUAUAGAAAGUGUCAGAAGAGAAAAAUAUAUUCAAGAAAAUAUGACAGUUUAUAAUCGAAAUAGACCUUCAGAAAAUUAUUGGAUACCGUUAAGAAUAAGUUUUGGAUAUAUAUCAAACUUUCAGUUGGCAUCUGGUUACAAAGUGUCAUACGCAUUUAGUGUUUUAGAAAAUCAUACUGUUUGUUUCUUAAGUGAUUUUAAUAGGAACAUACAACUCUUUGAUUUAUUAAAACAAAAACCUGAUGAGUUAGUAUAUUAUGCCACUAUUAAAACUGGCGAAAAUUGGUUUCAACUUGCUGGUUUACUUUUCGGGACAAUAUUAAGUAAUAAUAUUUUCCAGAAGCAUGGACCUUUAUACCUUAAAAGAUCACAUGCUAAUCAUACAUCAAAUAAUGAACAAGGAGUAUGGUCACCAGAAUUAGCAAAAUGGGUUGCAGCAUUAAACUAUUUUAUAUCAUUUUUUCCAUAUCGAAAUCCAAUGCUUGAGACUUUAAAGGAACUUCAUAAAAAUAUGAUAAUAAUUCCACCAUCUGCAAUUUCAAAUUGA